AGAAGGGAAAGAACCAUAAAAACAAAAAUAAAAUUGCAAAAGGCACAAAACAAAUAAUCCCCAAAAUCAACCAUUCCUCCACUUCCAAUUUCCAUUAUCUUCAAACCCUAAUUUCUGCCCUUGUGAUUCCACCGUCGCAGCUGCCGCCAAUGGAAACAUCGAAGCGCCGAGGAUCACAAUCAUCAUCAAUUACUGUUUUAACCAAUGAUGAUUCAAUUUUUCUGAUAGAAAUAAUAUCGGAAAUACUCAUAAAACUGUCCGUAAAAACCUUACCGAAACUGAAAUGUGUAUCUUAAUCAUGACUUUCACUUAUAUCAAGUUGUCAGUUCAUCAAAACUCAUCUGAAAAACUCAGCUAGUAAUUUGGAUUUUGUUCAUCACAGACUUCUCAUUAUUACAUCAGGUUUUCACAUUCAAGACGAAGGGGAUAGGAGAUUGUAUAGAAAGUUUCAAACGUAUUCUCUUUACGCAAUUCUAUAUGGAGAAUCACUGUGUUUACCUGUUGAGCUUCGUGAUUUGGGUAAUACAGUUUGCUUUAAUUACAAAAUUUUGUGUUCGUGUGAUGGAUUAUUCGCUAUUUCGGUAACCUGUGAUUAAGCUGAGGAUUUAUUUUUAUGGAAUCCGUUUAUAAGAGAGUUGAAAAACCUUCCUGAUUCGGGAAGAGAUGUGCGCACUGGUGCUUGUUCGUAUGGAUUUUGUUAUAUCGAGUGUCAAAAUGAUUAUAAAAACGUAGAAAUUGGGAUGGGUAAAUUUGAUGAUAAGAUUGCUCAUAUUCAUGUUUAUAGUUUAAGGAAUAAUUCGUGGAAAGAGAUUUGGAAGUGUCCAAGUAUUUGUUUGACUAAUCAUAUAAAAUUUGUUAAAGGAAAGCUUCAUUGGAUUACCGGUGAUGGUAGUGAUAGGAACGGCAUGUGGUUCAACCCUGGAGAUGAGACAUUUGGAAAUGUAGCAUUGCCGAACCCAAGUGGUGACACUUUCAACUGGAAAUUAGUGUCUUCAGCAGACAUUUCAGGUUUAGUGUGGUGGUAUGUUUCAAGAGAUGAUGACACAUUUGAGCGUCCUAAGAAUCAAACACUUUGUGAAUGUGAUGGAUGUGGUGCACUUAGUCUAUACGUUGAAAGUCUUGUUUCGCCAAAUUCACCUUUUGAUCGAUGAGUGGAAGGAUAAAAGUUUGCGCUAUAGUCUACUGAGGUAAGAAACGGUACCAUCAAGCUCUCAAUAUGAUAUGUAAAUAGACAACCCUAGUAGAAUGAUUGUGACUAUGUUCCUUUGUGUUGCUGCUUUUCAUGUUGAUGACAUUUAAACUCUGAAAAAUACUCUUUUGUGUCCAAAGUUAUUCGUUUUUUUCCUUAAGUAUUUGGUUAGUGUAUCCUGUUGUUGCUCCUACAUAAUAUGGGGAUAAUUGAUGCAUAAAGAGGACAUAUAAUGACACAUUGAUGAACAUUAAAACGAAAGGACAAUGUUGAAACAUUAUGUAUCUAGCAAGUUCCUGCAAAACCAUGAACAUAAAAGUUAAAAGCUCAAUGCAUAACAAUGUGUGUGUUUGAAUUAACUUGGGUGCAUUUCAACUAUGUUUCGUUGGGUAUUAUUACUUUCUACCGUCACAGGUAUCGAGUUAUUAUGUUCAUUAAGAUCGGCGCAGAUGAGAAAUAUAAAAAUAUUACAGAUCACUGCUGCAAUUGUGAGCUCUUUUUGUCAUGUGUCUUGGAUUUUUUCAAAGGAAAAUUUCAGAAAUAGCCAAGUUUUUAGGAUAUAAAAAGUAGUCACUGUUAUGAAAGUUCAAUUUUGCGCUGCCGGAAGAGAAAUCACUAUUGUAUUUGUUUUAGAUAUGUGAUUUUAACUUAAGCCAAGGGUAUAUCGAAAACUACCUCUCUAUCUUCACAAGUUAGGGUAAGGCUGCAUACACACCACUCUUCCCAGACUCCACUUUAUGAGAAUAUAUUGUGUGUGUUGUUGUAGGAAGAAAAAACCCCCUCUUGUUUUCUUUAAGCUCGCUCUUCUUUCUUAAAGAAAACAAGAGAAGUGGACUUUUUUCAAAUUUCUCUCUCAUAAUCAAUACACAUCGUUGCCUUAUUUAUGUUAUUUCAUCUUGUUUCAUGUUUUAUUGUUUCACGUUUUAUUAUGACUUUAUUUACUAUAUUUUUGUCCGGAGCCAUGAGCCAGGGGACUAUCGAAAACAACUUCUCUAUGGUGGUGAUAUGAACUGCAUACAUUUUAUCCCCCACAGACCCCACUAGGUGGGAAUACAUGGGGUUCCCACAUAGUUUUGAAAGGUUCCUCCGUCAACCCUGAGAGUAAGACUUUUGUAAAAUUUAGGCCCAACACUGGUUUGGAAGAUGGGUGAAGAGAAACUUUAGUAUUAGGAUGUCUGUGGGAUCUAAUAAGGCUGAUCUUUGGGCUCUGUAAUUGAUUUGGGCCCUGUUGGGGCCCUUGAUAUUUCAUGUGAUUAUUCUUUGGGCUUCUUACCCAAUCCAUUCUAUCUGGUAUAAAUAACAUAAAUAUCAACCCUUUUGAAA
This is a messenger RNA of Capsicum annuum, 2512 nucleotides long. RefSeq lists its product as uncharacterized. NCBI's taxonomy places the organism in Eukaryota, Viridiplantae, Streptophyta, Magnoliopsida, Solanales, Solanaceae. The record is from RefSeq and is a predicted model, not a curated record. The coding region runs from base 741 to 1151 and encodes 136 amino acids. The transcript has 2 exons.